GAAGGGGAACUACUUCCGUGAUUGAGACUCUAAAAGCGCUGCUUUUGGACUUGCUGUGGGAUUUUUUAUUUUUUUUUUUGGUGCCGCUCGCUUUUUACGUUGUUUUUAUUUAUUUUUUAAGUAAUGGGCUCAUCGCAAGAGGCUGAUAAGACGCUGUUUGUCGGGAAUUUAGACCCCCGGGUCACCGAGGAGUUGCUCUUCGAGCUGUUUUUACAGGCUGGACCUAUGAUUACCGUGAAAAUUCCCAAGGACCGUGACGGAAAGGCCAAGCAGUUUGCAUUUGUGAACUUUAAGCACGAGGUGUCGGCCCCCUAUGGGAUGAACCUUUUGAAUGGAAUGAAGCUCUUUGGGAGACCCAUCAAAAUCCAGUUCAGAUCAGGCAGCUCUCAUGGCACACAGGAGCAGGGCAGCCCUCUGAAUUCACAGAACUCGAGCCCCUCUAGCACGCCAACACACCAGGGAGCCGGCAGGUUCGGUAUGGACAGUAUGCCAAAUCGAGGCUUUGCAUCUCCUCAGCUGGCCCAGAGGUCCUUGUCAUCCCCUGACAGCCUACAGAGGCACGCGGUGAUAAACAGCAUGUGGCAGCAGCGACAAGUGAAUGGAGCCGCCUCGCCUCUGAUGCAGCCCGGCUUCCUGUCCCCUGAGCAGCAGCAGCAGCAGUCAGCGCCGCCGCCAUCACACAGAGCAGGCAAUCAGUGGCAGCAGCAACAGGAUGCCACAGCACAGUGCCACGGCAGGCAGGGCCCACUGCCAUACCCGCAAAGCAGAGGGCACUACGGACGGGAUGCCCACUUUUCGGAUCCUGGGCCCGACCGUCGUUACCGGGGCCAGCGGGAGGAAUACUACCAUCACGAUGACCGAGUGGCCCGCAAUCAUGGCAGAGAGUACCAGAGUAACAGCAGACGAGACAACAAAUGGCGCCAGUCACGAUACUGAGGGAGGAUUUUAUUUGUUUUAUCCUUUUUUUUUUUUUUCUUUUUUUUUUAAUCUUGGACAAACUAAAAAAAGAAAAUGAUUUUGGACAAAGAAAAGUUUUAUGUAAUGGGGGGUUUACUGAGCCCUGGCCUACUUCAUCGCCCUAGAGAAGGUGAGCCAGUGGGCGUCUAAUCACGUUCAGAAUGUCGAUUUGUGCCUAAGUGGAAGGAGCAACUCGGUGCCGACUGGCUUUAUUCUGCUCGCUUUUUUUUUAUCAUUUUUAUUAAUUAUCAUCAUUUUGUUAGUGAAUCGGGAGCUGAACUGAAAAAAAGGGGGCAACAGUUGACGCCUGGGUACACUAGACUGGCCUGCCCGCCCUGCACUGCUGUUUCCUUUGGGUUCCGCAGGCAGGACUAAACCCCAGGACCCCCUUGCUCUUCCACUCCAAGGGUGCAGCUGCCCCCCGAAAGUGCAUUUCCACCAGCAGACCCAACCAGGUAUAUAUUUCUAUACAGUAGGUCGCAUUUGAUGUUUGAAAACCUGGGGUUUUGAUUUGGGGGUGGGGGUGGG
This is a messenger RNA of Polypterus senegalus (gray bichir), 1485 nucleotides long. Its product is annotated as RNA-binding protein 7-like. NCBI's taxonomy places the organism in Eukaryota, Metazoa, Chordata, Cladistia, Polypteriformes, Polypteridae. Gene Ontology annotation, cellular component: nucleus. Bases 124 to 936 code for a protein of 270 amino acids. Gene Ontology annotation, molecular function: single-stranded RNA binding. The record is from RefSeq and is a predicted model, not a curated record. The transcript is spliced from 5 exons. Gene Ontology annotation, biological process: regulation of alternative mRNA splicing, via spliceosome.